Molecule: messenger RNA, 3448 nt
Organism: Gadus macrocephalus (Pacific cod)
Lineage: Eukaryota; Metazoa; Chordata; Actinopteri; Gadiformes; Gadidae
Product: histone acetyltransferase KAT6B-like
Exons: 2
Coding region: 1352-2137 (261 amino acids)
Biological process (GO): negative regulation of DNA recombination; nucleosome assembly; chromosome condensation
Cellular component (GO): nucleolus; nucleus; nucleosome
Molecular function (GO): nucleosomal DNA binding; double-stranded DNA binding
Source: RefSeq, a predicted model, not a curated record
CUCUUGCCUUUUUUCCACACUAGUUAUAUGAUCAUCCUUGCAUAAAACUUGCGUAAUUUGUUGUUGCCUCUUCGCCCGCAGCGGGUGUAUAUCUAGUGGACCAUCUAGCGAAACCCAAGUCGGCUCGGUUGUAUAUUUUGUAAUGUGUGGAAAAAUGAAAACGGAGCGAUAGAGAAAUGGGAGCAAGAAACUAGCGAGACAUAAUUGAGGUGCAGCGAUGAAGGAUCUUACUCUUGAAAUACUUGAGGAACUUGCAGCGCAUAUUUUCUCCGAUCGCUCGUUAUUUUUCGGGCCAUCAGUGAUGUUUGAUAGUUAGUCAUUUGAAGGUUGUGUGGCUUUAUUCUGCCUGUUCUACUCGCGAUGUGAAAAUGUUUUUUUCCCCUCCUCUCUCCAGCCGUUGAGCGCACAGGGACACCAUUUUCAGGACAGAGAAUCUGUGGUUUUAUCGAGCGUUUAUUGUGAUGGGCGAAUGUGUAGUUUCAAUGUCAAAUAUUGACCGAAUAGCGUUGUAGGCGAACAUAUUCAACGGGGAGGAUGUCUGAGCUGUCGGAGGAGCUAAACGACAGGCGAUCGCUUUGCGCACAUUUUCGCCUGCAGCCAUCUAAAUACCACGACUAAGCAUCGAGAAGGCAUGCCUCUUUAAAUCAAUGCUUAAGCCCUUUGCAGGUUUUAUGCAAACAAAUGCUGGAUUUAACAAACAGCCAAUUAAAGUCUAAAAUGAUCCAAAUCACUUUCAAGUGUAGCCAACUGUUUCAAGGAAGAAUCUAAGUAAAGGUGGUCUGGUCUUAUGCGCUCUGCAAUGACAUUCAUUUUACGUGACAUUGUAAUUAUUAUAUUUCCCACUUCGGUCUAAUCCGACUCAUAAACCCACUCUACAAAAGCCCGUUUUAUGUCAGACAUGUGAUAAUCAAAUAGCAUAAGUGAUCGUGGUGUAUUAUAUCACUUUAUUACACCAGGCACCUUAAGAGGCGGGUCAAGCGAGUAAAGUGACAGAUCACUCAGCCAGUGCCGUGCCAUUUAGCGUGAGCUCAUACAUAAAGAUUGACAUGUGCUUUAUCAAACCAGAAAUCGGAUCUCGUCCUCACAGCCAAUAUUGAAGUUGCUAGGGAGGGCACAUUAGUGUAGAUCUACGUCUGGAAUAACAAUCAAGCCCCAGGUGAUGUAUGGUAACCAUUGUGGAAUUUACACGAGCCACCUCUUUGUCAAGUUCAACGUGAGAUACCUGGAAUGUCACGGUGGUGGAACCUAAGCAGCUGAUCCCGGGUUUCGAACAUGUGGAUGUAUCAAAUGUUUUGCAGCAGAAAAGGGGGAUCUUUAUGGCUCGCCUCUUGGCGAUUCUAAUCACUCAACCAUGGUGAAACUCGCGAACCCUCUGUACACGGAGUGGAUUCUGGAGGCGAUACAGAAGAUAAAGAGGCAGAAGCAGAGGCCCUCGGAGGAGAGGAUCUGCCAUGCGUUGGCCACGUCGCACGGCCUGGACAAGCGCACCGUGCUCGAGCAGUUGGAAUUAAGCGUGCAGGAUGGCUCCAUCCUCAAAGUCACCAACAAGGGGAGCGCGUCGUACAAGGACCCCGGCCCCCCCGGGCCCCCCGGGCCCCCCUGCCCCCCGGGGCGUGCCGCGCCCCAGCCGCCCGAAGACCCUCCGACCCCUCCACCACCGCCGCCGCCGCCCCCGCCCCCGCCACAGCCCAAAGGAUCUAUAUGGAAUUCUAGUGACCUGCGGCACAUCGAUUGGAAUAAAGUGAUUAGGAGGGCGCUCGAGGGCUUGGAUGAUACCCACGGCUCCUCGCUGAAGAGCAUCGAGAGGUACCUGAGGAACCAGGGCGACCUGGCGCCGGUCGCCGACAACCCUGCCUUCCAGCAGCGGUUGCGGCUGGCGGCCAAGAAGUCGGUCAACAACGGGCGUUUGCUGAAGAACGGCCCACGCUACAAGCUCACCCUCGGGACCGCCGAGGCCCGGGGCCUGAGGUUCGCGGGCGGCUCUCCGUUGGCGGUGUCGCCGUCGGUGACGCUGCUGCCGCACGAGAGAGACAAGGUGAGGCCAGCCUUGGCCCAACGCCACCGCCUCCUCCUCUGCCACCGCCGCCGCCACGCCAUUAUACACAUCAUCUUCACUCUGUUCUCUGCCGCUUUUUAAUCUCAAUCAUAGUAAAGCUUUGGCAGUGGGACUGAAUAAUCAUUUAAGUCUGGGUGAUAUAACAAUGAGUCUAUCCUGGGAGCCCAGGGCCAUUUGAAUAUGAUUCAUAGAGCGGUAGAAGGAAACGAGGCCUGAUGAAUCUGGCGAUUUUUCACAGGCAAGACAGUAAAGUGUAGGAGACUUGACUUGUGGUGUAGAAGAGUAGGGAACUAGGCUAUCGGUAUUGAGAAGUAGGAAACUAGGCUGAUUAAUGAGGAGUAGGAAACAAGGCUGAUAUUGAUCAGUAGAAAACUAGGCUGAUACUGAUAGUAUUGAAGAGUAUUAAACUAGGCUGAUAGAUUUGAAAAGUAGGAAACUAGUCAGAAUUUUGAAGUGUAGGAAACUGCUUGUAGUAUAGAAGAGUAGUAAACCAGGGAAAGUAUUAAAGAUUAGGAAACUAGGCUUAGUAUUGAGUAAGAAAGGCUUUAUUAUCGGAGAGUCUGAAACUAGGCUAAGGUUGAAGAGUAGGAAACUAUGCACUAUAUUGAAAAGUAGAAAACUACUCAAUAUUGAAAAUAAAUUAACAAGGCAGUUAUGAAGAGUAGAAAAUUAGGCUUAUAGUAUAAAGAGUAGAAACGGCUUAUUAUUGAAGUCGGAAAUUAGCCAGUAUCGAAGAGUAUGAAACUCUUAAUAGUAUUGAAAAGUAGGGAACUAGACUUGUAAUAUUGAAGCCUAGGUAACUAGGCAGUAUUAAAGAUAAUGUAACUGAAUUGAAGAGCAAGAACCUUGGCUUACAAGGUUAUGAUGAUAAUGGGUAACUAUGCUGGUGGAAUCGAAGAGUUGGAAACUAGGCUAAUAGUAUUGUAGGAAUCUAAACAGUAUUUUUGUGUAGGAAACUAGCAUUGUAGAGGAGUAAACUAGGUUCCUUCAGACUAUAUAAUUUUAAGACUGGGGAAAAAAUCGAGGCACUACUGAAUUAUAGAGAACUAGGCUGGUAGGAGUGAAGGUUAUGAAACUAAGCUUAUCGAAGUAUAGGAAAUGGGCCUGUUCGUGUUGGGAACUGAAGAGCAAGAAAUCAGGUUUAUAGUAUGGAAGAGAAGGAAGCUAAGUUUAUGGCUUCUUUCAUGGGGCACUGUAGGCCGUACCAUACCAUGCUGAUUUGCGUUUCCGCCACCAGUUUAAACACAUAGAGUCACGCCCGAGAUGGACGGUCUGAGGUUUGGCCAAAGUGAGCCUGACCCGCCCCCAAGUGGGCUGCACCCCAGGGUGCUGUUCGGAGCGAGAAACGGACUCUUAAAUAGUAGGAAUAUAGACCUAUUAAAAAUACAAUAA